This is a messenger RNA of Fonsecaea erecta, 885 nucleotides long. RefSeq lists its product as hypothetical. The transcript has a single exon. Lineage: Eukaryota; Fungi; Ascomycota; Eurotiomycetes; Chaetothyriales; Herpotrichiellaceae. Bases 1 to 885 code for a protein of 294 amino acids. Gene Ontology annotation, cellular component: Noc4p-Nop14p complex; small-subunit processome; nucleolus. Gene Ontology annotation, biological process: ribosome biogenesis. The record is from RefSeq and is a predicted model, not a curated record.
AUGCCGUCGUCCACAGCCAUGGACUCCUACGCUGCUCAGAUUGCUUCUCCCAUGACCACACCGCAGCGUAAGCAAUUGCUCAAGCAGCUUCAAUCACACGAAGCCAUCGACAGCCUCCGCCGUCCAGAAAUUCUCAUGGACUUCUUCACCGACAGUCUUGACAUGAGAGACUUGGGCCUCGCAGUGCCGGCUCUCACAGGGCUGUUUCACCUCAUCACCACAAAGAACCUCGACUACCCCUCCUUCUACCCUCGACUGUACGCACUUCUCGACAGAGAUCUUCUACACAGCAAAUACCGCAGCCGGGUGCUGCGUCAUCUCGACAUUUUCCUAUCUCCAACCAACCAUUUGCCGGCAGCAACAAUUGCCAGUUUCAUCAAGCGGCUUUCGCGUCUGUGCCUCUUUGCCCCUCCAUCUGCCAUCGUGGCCAUCAUUCCCUUCAUCUACAACCUUCUCAAGCAGCAUCCCACCACAACUUUCAUGAUCCACCGUAAUCCGUACCCUCCUUAUACCAAAUUCAAGCACAACCUGGGCAAUGACCCCUUUGAUCCGAACGAGCCCAACCCACAACUCACCAACGCCAUCGACUCCUCGCUCUGGGAGCUGGAGACAUGCCAGUCGCACUACCACCCUACCGUGGCGAGCAUCGCGCGGAUUAUCUCCGAGCAGUUCACGAAACAGCAGUACAACCUUGAGGACUUCCUCGACCACGGAUAUGCUACACUGCUCGAGAGUGAAUUCAAGAAGAAGGAGAAGAAGCCACCGGUGGUGGAGUACAAGAUUCCCAAAAAGAUCUUUGCCGCCGCAGAGGACAGCGAAGAUGAUGCCACGGGACAACAGGAUGGUAUGGACAAAUUAUUGGACAUGUGGGACUUUGAAUGUUAG